Messenger RNA from Durusdinium trenchii, 1962 nucleotides. NCBI's taxonomy places the organism in Eukaryota, Dinophyceae, Suessiales, Symbiodiniaceae. The record is from the annotation of a GenBank genome assembly.
AUGUUUGAGCGGCAAAGAGGCACUCUCAGAGAUGAGAAGGUUGUUGAGCACUUGGUCUUUGACUACCUGAAGUGCUGUUCGGGCACACCAGUGAGGAACCAGUUCAGGUGCCUAGCAGCCCUGGCGGUGGCCUUCGUCUUCACGAUCUUUGCCUCGGCCUUCGCGGAUGAGGCACUCAAGCGAUCUCUAUUGCUGGCCUUUUCGGAGUUCUACGUCGAACGCAUUGUACAUCCGACAGGCUGCGACCAGUGGACCUUCUUAGCAGAAGGCCACGGUGUGGUGGACCAGAAGCUCAAGAAGAUGGGGGUGGAGAAGGCACGGCAUUCCCUUGGAGACGACCAGAGGAACCGGGUGGUGCUGAUUUGGUUGGUUUUCAUUGACUUGAACGAAGAAAAGAGGAAUGCAUUGGUGGAUAGUCGUGAACAGAACAGCUCUGGGAUCGACCUCGUUUCACGAGCCACCUGGAAGGUGCUGGGCUCUGGGGAGGACUUCCGCAUAUGGCCACCUGGAAAGAUGGGCACAUGGAUUAUGCAGAUGGUCCAUGUGGUUUUUACCGUGCGCGGAGCCAUCAAGUUCAAAGGUGCCCACGUGACGCUUCGGAUCCUUCAGUGCGCCACGGGGUCGCGGGAGUCGGGGUCGGCGCAAGAGGUCCUCCUUCGGAAGGCACGUGCGUUGGAUGACACGCUGGGCGACGCCUUCGGGGAGGACGAAGACACGGCAGGUGAGCUCGAGCUCCCUCGGCCGGCAGUCCAAGAUCCGAAGGUUGAGGAUUUCUCGGAACAGCUGAAGAGCUCCAGCGAGGAGUUUGAGAAGUUCCGAAGUUCCUUGCGUGCGCAGCAUGGCCCGCUCUUCCGGCGCUAUGCGAACCUGCGGAACAGCGAGCGCGGCGUGGAGGGCGCUAAGCCUCACACGAGUUUGCUGAGCCAAACAGUCGCUGCGAUGGUCCAGCUGGCUGACCUUCGCUUGGAGCGCCAGGACGAUGCCAGUCUGGUGACUGCGGCACUGGAACUUUUUGAGGUGCUCUGCGGCGCUGUACAGGCUUUACCCCAAGAUUUGCCACCAGAGGCCUUCAUGGACGGUUUGCGUCAACGCUGGCGUUUGGGGGACUCUGAGGAGGAGAAAGGCUGGGAGGCCUGCGCCGCCCAGGCAGCGGAGCUCUUCCGACUGAAGGACACUGUGGCCUCCCUCUAUGCCUGGGGCCUUCUGCCGAGGAAAACCGGUCGUCAACUCCUCGAUGCCAUGACGCAGGAGAUGAAGAUGGCACCCCGGAUUCUGGAUCCCAUCGCGGGCACCGGACUUCACGCCGCCCGGGGGACCCGGUUCUUUGGGGUGAUCUUGGCAGACUCAGUGCAUGGGGGAUCCACCCAGAGCAGUGGUGCGGACACGCAAUACUUGCAGCAGUGCAUCAGCUCAGGCUCCUCCGCCCGGGCAGCCGCAGCCGCUCAGACGGCGGCGGCGCAGGCAGCGGUGGCUGCCGCCGGGCCGGCGCUGGUCUGGGCUGAGCUUCAGCACCUCGACAUUUUCGAUGCGGGAGAGGCUGCUGCGGCUUGGUGGCAACAGCACGGUGAGGCGCCGAACGCUGUGCUGAUGCUCUCCUUCCCACCACCGCCGCCUUCGGAGGUGGCCGAGGCGGCCCUGCGUCGUUUCGGAGGACGCUGGGUCCUGUUCAUCGGCGAGUGGCGUGGCUGUACUGGUUCAAAGGCUUUCUUCGACCGCUUGGAGGCCGAGUGGCGCUUGCUUGGGACCUUUGAAGUGCCCCGCUGGCCGAUGAUGGAGGACAAGGCCUAUUUCCUCGCACGGAGCGAAGAUCGACCAGUGGAAAAGAGUUGCUUUCGGGUUCCUGGCUGUGGUAGUCAUACGCGUACCCCUUUCAUUUGCGGGUGGGCUAAAUCAAUUUUGGAAGAUAUGAGCUCUUCUUCAUUAGCCGUUCAGUCUCAUUCAGAAAAAGCUAGUGCAAACUAA